This is a messenger RNA of Rotaria socialis, 1905 nucleotides long. NCBI's taxonomy places the organism in Eukaryota, Metazoa, Rotifera, Eurotatoria, Philodinida, Philodinidae. The record is from the annotation of a GenBank genome assembly.
AUGGCGGCGGCGGCAGAUGGAAUACAAGCAUAUGUAGAUAAAGUAGUACAAAAAUUACCAAAUGAGGAUGAAGAUCAACAAUCUGAUGCAGUUCGACAAUAUUUAUCAAAAAAAAUCGCAUGGAUUAGUCCAAACGAGGAACAAUUUGAUGCACUUGUUAAACUGUUGAAAAAGCGUCUUGAUGAAGGUCACGGUGAAACUAUUCUUGAAAUAGGCACAGGAGUUGCCGAUGGUGAAUGUCCUGGCUUACUUGUUGAUGAAAUGGAAGCGUCUGUUGCUACCAUGAAAAGUAUGCAAGCUGUACUCGACUCUGAAGUACAGCUUUUACGUGAAAAAUUAGUUUCUAAUAAUACACGCUAUAUUAAUGAAUAUCUUAUUCGAAGACAUAUUGACCAAGAAGAUUUUAUGGAAGUGAGAGUGGCAGUAACCGGUAAUGUCGAUGCUGGUAAAUCUACAUUGUUGGGUGUUUUAACCCAUGGAUUACUCGAUGAUGGUCGUGGUAUUGCACGACAAAAACUUUUUCGACAUAAACACGAAAUUGAAACCGGUCGAACGUCAUCUGUGGGAAAUGAUAUUCUAGGAUUCGAUAUUCACGGAACAAUCGUAAAUAGACCAGAUAGCCACGGCAAUCAAGCGCUUGAUUGGACUGAUAUUUGUCAAAAAGCUGCAAAAGUAGUAACAUUUAUUGAUUUAGCUGGGCACGAAAAAUAUCUUAAAACAACUGUAUUUGGUAUGACAGGACAUGCUCCUGAUUAUGCUAUGUUAAUGGUUGGUGCAAAUGCUGGUGUGAUCGGUAUGACAAAAGAACAUCUGGGUUUGGCUCUUGCACUUGGUGUACCUGUUUUCGUGAUUGUCACUAAAAUAGACAUGGCUCCUCCAAAUGUUUUACAAGAAACUAUGAGACUUUUACAAAGAAUUCUUAAGUCAUCAGGUGUUCGCAAAAUUCCACUCUUGAUACAAAAUAAUGAUGAUGUUAUAACUUGUGCCACAAAUUUUACUAGCGAACGAUUAUGUCCAAUCUUUCAAGUCUCAAAUGUUACUGGUGAAAAUUUAGAUUUAUUGAAAAAAUUCUUAAAUCUCUUAACCACUCGGAUGGAAGCAUGUAUUGAUGAGCCAGCUGAAUUUCAAAUCGAUGAUCUUUAUGCAGUGCCCGGUGUUGGUACUGUUGUUAGUGGUACAACAUUGAAAGGUACCAUUAAACUUGGUGAUAAUUUACAGUUAGGGCCUGAUCCACUUGGACAAUUCAGAACAGUUCAAAUUCGAAGUAUCCAUCGUAAACGAAUGCCAGUUAAAGAAUGUAAAGGUGGACAAACAUCUUCAUUUGCAUUGAGAAAAAUCAGAAAAUCUGAACUUCGAAAAGGUAUGGUUUUACUUUCACCAGCUAUUCCACCUGUGGCUUAUUGGGAAUUCGAAGCUGAUCUACUGAUAUUACAUCAUCCAACUACAAUUAGUACUAAGUAUCAAGCAAUGGUACAUUGUGGCAGCAUUCGACAAACUGCAACGAUAAUAACAAUGUCUGUUGAGCACUUACGUACUGGUGAUAGAGCUAAUGUUCGUUUCCGUUUUAUAAAAUCACCUGAAUAUCUUCGUGUUGGAAUGAAACUUGUAUUUCGUGAGGGACGUACAAAAGCUAUCGGUAGUAUAUCGAAGCUCUAUCCACAUGUUCCUACUCCUGCUCCCAAUACUCGAGGAAAGACAAGAUCACAAGCGCUAGCAGGAAGUGUUGCAAAUACAAUCACAACGGAUCAAUCGCAGCCAAGUAAACGUACUGAAGUGACUGACGAUACUAAUCGAUCAGCUUACAAACGUACUAAGCAAACAACAACAACAACAACAACAACAACAACGACAGCUGCUCCUGGUGAUCAAAAUAACAAUAAUAAUGUGGAUCAAGUCACUCACUAA